Messenger RNA from Erinaceus europaeus (western European hedgehog), 2370 nucleotides. RefSeq names its product RAS guanyl releasing protein 4 (gene RASGRP4). Gene Ontology annotation, molecular function: guanyl-nucleotide exchange factor activity; calcium ion binding. Gene Ontology annotation, cellular component: plasma membrane. Lineage: Eukaryota; Metazoa; Chordata; Mammalia; Eulipotyphla; Erinaceidae. The record is from RefSeq and is a predicted model, not a curated record. The transcript is spliced from 17 exons. Gene Ontology annotation, biological process: positive regulation of GTPase activity; Ras protein signal transduction. The coding region runs from base 131 to 2182 and encodes 683 amino acids.
GGUGGCCGGGGAGGGGCAGUUCCUCUUUCCUUCCCAAGCACAGAGGAGGCCCCAGCUCCCAAGGGGCUAAAAAUUGGAGUACCCGGUAGGCGGGGAGGGGCCAGGCCGCCCUCUCCCCCCCACCGGAAGCAUGAACAGGAAAGACAGCAAGAGGAAGUCCCAUCAGGAAUGCUUGGGGAAAACUGGGGGUCGGGGCCGACCCCGGCAGGCCCGCCGUCACAAGACAUGCCCCAGCCCCCGGGAAAUCAGCAAGGUCAUGGCGUCCAUGGCUCUGGGCAUGCUGAACGAGACCAGCUGCAGUGAAGAUGAGCUGCUGGAGAAAUGCAUUCAGUCCUUCGACUCGGCGGGCAGCCUGCGUCGUGGGGACCACAUUCUCAACAUGGUGCUGGCCAUGCACAGCUGGGUGCUGCCGUCCACCCAGCUUGCUGGCCGUCUGCUGACCUUGUACCAGGAGGCCACAGGGAACACACAGGAACUGAGGCGGCUGCAGAUCUGUCACCUGGUCAGGUACUGGCUGACCCAACACCCCGAGAUGAUGAGGCGGGAACCCCAGCUACAAGAGGUGUUCGAUCGCUUCUGGACCACUGUGGGUCAGGAGGGUAACUCAGCUCAGAGGAACCUGGGCCACGCCUCGAACCUCCUGAGCCCAGGUGGCCCCGGCCCUCCGCCACAAGCGAGCAGCCCAGGUCUGGGCAAAAAACGCAAAGUGUCCUUACUUUUUGAUCACCUGGAGACGGGGGAGCUGGCACAACAUCUCACUUACCUGGAGUUCCGGUCCUUCCAGGCUAUAACGCCCCAGGACCUGCGGGGCUACGUUUUGCAGGGCUCGGUGAGGGGCUGCCCGGCCUUGGAGGGCUCCGUGGGUCUCAGCAACAGCGUGUCCCGCUGGGUGCAGGUCAUGGUGCUCAGCCGCCCGGGGCCCGCACAGCGUGCGCUAGUGCUUGAAAAGUUCAUCCACGUUGCACAGAGGCUCCACCAGCUGCAGAACUUCAACACGCUGAUGGCGGUCACAGGAGGCCUGUGCCAUAGCGCCAUCUCCAGACUCAAGGAUUCCCACGCCCACCUGAGCCCUGACAGCACCAAGGCCUUGCUGGAACUGACGGAGCUCCUGGGUUCUCGCAACAACUACGCCCGCUACCGCCGCACCUGGGCCGGCUGCACUGGUUUCCGGCUGCCUGUCCUGGGGGUGCACCUCAAGGACCUGGUGUCCCUGCAUGAGGCACAGCCUGACAGGUUGCCCGAUGGCCGCCUGCACCUGCCCAAGCUCAACAGCCUCUACCUACGGCUGCAGGAGCUGGCCGCUCUCCAGAGGCAGCAACUCCCCUGCAGUGCCAACGAAGACCUGCUGCACCUGCUCACGCUGUCCUUGGAUCUCUUCUACACGGAGGAUGAGAUCUACAAGCUCUCCUACUCCCGGGAGCCCCGCUGUCCCAAGAGCCUGCCACCAUCCCCCUUCAAGAUGCCCUUGGUGGUAGAAUGGGCCCCCGGCGUGACGCCCAAGCCCGACCGUGUCACCCUGGGUCGCCAUGUGAAGCAGCUGGUAGAGUCUGUGUUCAAGAAUUAUGACACUGAUGGCCGCGGGACCAUCUCCCUGGAGGACUUUGAGCGGCUGUCGGCCAGCUUUCCCUUUGCCUGCCAUGGCUUACACCCGCCCCUCCGCCAGGGGAGUGGCGCCUUCAGCCGGGAGGAGCUGACAGACUACAUGCUCCGGGCCAGUGCCAUCUGCUCCAAGCUGGGCCUGGCCUCCCUGCACAACUUCCACGAGGUCUCCUUUCGCAAGCCCACUUUCUGUGACAGCUGCAGUGGCUUUCUCUGGGGUGUCACCAAGCAAGGCUACCGGUGUCGGGACUGUGGGCUGUGUUGCCACAAGCACUGCAGAGAUCGGGUGAAGGCAGAGUGUAAGAAGCCAGGCUCCAAGGACGACGGCAGCUCCCCAAGAGCCUCCACCCCACCCUUACUGGUUCCUCAUGCCAACUGUGUCCCACAAACAGGCUCUGAGGACAGCCUCCCCUACACGAUACCCCAGGACUUGGAUGCGCUACCCCAGGACUCUGAGACUGAGUGCUACCCUCACCAGGCCUCAACCCAGCAGGAGCCCUCCCACCUUUCCUGGGAACCAGAGACGGUCCCCCUCCCAGCGGCGGCCCCACCACCCACCCAGCCUUCCAAGCUGAAUUCCUAGACUUCACCUCAGUCUCUGCUCUGUCCCCCCAAGUCCUGUAAUUCAGCCUCCAGUGGAACCACCAAAAGCACCGCCUCCCUUCCAUCCACACUGCCCCUGUGGAGUCAUUAUCACUCAGCCUUUUCCCCCAAAGAAAGCUCUUUUCUUCUCUGAUAUCUGAGUGGUUAUUAACUGUGCUUUCUUUCUGC